CAUUUAUUUUCAAUGGGCAUAUAUGGGUAGCAACUAUGGGUAAUGCCUAUGGAUGAUAGCGUUUGUCAGGUCAUUGUUUCUGGAAAAGAUAGAAACCACCAUCACGCAUGAAUGCGUAAUCAUUAUUUCAUCAGCUAUUCUACUAGUUGUUAAACCUAGGCUAUAAGUAUUAAUUCAAUUACUAAGUGAAAUGUGCUUAAAAUGUUAGGAAGUAGCACGAGCAGUGAGGCUAAGGGCGAAGGUAAUACUAAAAUAGCCCGAAACUGAAAAAUCUUUAAGCUGCUUCGCACCAUAACUUGAGUUUGCGAUCUGCUCAAUAGAAUUCAGCCGAAAGCCUCAUUUGCUCCCGCAACAUACUUAAAGAUUUUUCACUCGAUGGAUAGCUGCCAAGUAUUAUCUAUUCGAACGGGAAGCUGCGUCAAUAGCUCGCGCCCCGAUUCCAUCGAACAAUCAUCACGGUCAAGCAGCCGGUAUUGUUCACCAGUAACAACAACAACACGUAGCAAUUAUAUUGCUCUCCGAUUAAAACAGAUUGAAGAAGAGCGCGCAAUACAGCGGCGCGAAUGGGAGAUGGAGAAAAGGUUUAUAGAACAGCAAAAGGAAGUAAUACGGGAACGGUACAGAUUGCUAGAGAUGCAAUAUUCCGAAAGGAGAAAAUCAAACAAACAUAUUCGAGACGUCGUUAGUUCUACAACCACUGUGGUGCAAGUGAAGCAUGAAGAUGAAAACCAUUCGCUCAACCGACAAGGAGCUCUGCAUGAUUCAUGUAUUCGUGGUAGUAUUUUAAAGAAUUCGAGAGUUGGUAAACAACAGCUCAACAGCGAUGGGACUCAGCAGCGAAUCAUCGGCGCGAUCCCUGAAACGCUUUUGGAUAAACAAAUCGGUAUAGCCGAAGGCAAUGUGAAAUCAGUUGUAAAAAGCACCAUUACUACACAUACCCUCGUCUCGUCAUCAAGUAGUAUUUAUCCAAAACAGAUUGACACUCUGCAGCCUAGUAGUGGUAUUUACACUGUGCGGCUGCACAAUGUAGCAAUCACUAAUUCGCCUUCUCCCUAUGAGAAUCAUCUAUCAUUUCUCAUGAGUCAGCUUGUGGAACAAACUCACGUUUCGCUCACAGCCUCUAUUUCGUUAGGCUUGUUAGCAACUAAAACACAUUCAGUACAAACGGCCAAAGUGAACUACUCCAAGAAAUACGUUUUGUCAUGUACACCCCCCAAAUUAGUGGCACCUAGUUUGCCCGCUCCAGCACCUCCUCCUUCGACAUCAUCAUCAAAACAAAUAGUGCUUUGUGGCUCACUAAUAUUAGUCAGAGAUCGCACGGGAUACUCAGCAAGUAUCCAAACUUCAGAAAAAAUGAAAAACGUGCGGGUUUGCGAGAGAACGGCAGCGAAAAGGUAUGCGAAACUACUACGAAGCUUUAUUUACAAAAUAUCCAUACGUAUGCGUGGUUGUGAUUCGCUAUUGAAGUUGAUAUCAAGCAUUAACAGUAAGCUGCAAAAUCUCUCUCGACUAGUGCCAGACCAUUGGGAUCACUUGUGGACUGCAGUAAUGAGGAAAUACUGGAAGCUCGAAAUAAUGCACAACACUGAGGAGCAUAUGCAUGUUCAGAAAUCAACGGAUGCUUACUCGAGCACGGAAUCAGUUAAGCGAAUAUGGCUUGAUAUUAAGAGCAAAUCAAGCGCAGCAGCAUCAGCCUACAUAUUAGAUCGACGAACAUACAUUGAAGGGGCUGAUACAUCUAACGUAAGCAGUGAUCAACAAUCUCAUUUCUAUGGAUACUCCAUGCCAGUGCAAAUUUUGAUAAAAAGGAAAUCUCAGACAUUGGUCGACCACGAAGUAUGCUACCUGUUUAUGGACACGCAGAUUUACCGAACUAGAGAGAAGCGUUUUACAUCAAAUUCCAUGGGAAAACCAUUCCAGAACGAACCAGAUCGGAUGAAAAAUCAUAUUUCUCGGGAGACGAAAACUCGCAACGGUUCCCAAAAAGGCACACGACGUCGAAGUGAUGGGAAUUUUCUGGUAAAAGGGCCGGGAUAUUCUCUAAUUUUGGAAAUCAAAAUGUUAUGCCGUCGAUUAAUGACGGGACACAAAUGCGAGAACGUUACGUACAUUGUAUUUCGUUCGAAGGUGGCACAGCACGUUAAGGAUAGGAUGGAUGUCGGUAUCUAUUACAUACAUUGGAAAGGCAGACAGUUCUACCUAUGGGGAAGAAUGAUCACUUACAGGCUGGUGGAGUACUAUGAUUCAAAUCUAUCAAUUAAAAAGCAGUAGGCACAAAGUAGAUCUGGUGAAUUAAGUUAAUUUCAUAACGAGGGACAAUAAGGUUUCAUUUCAAAAUGUUCAUUUUAUUAUAAAGCGUUUGAUUGGGGUUUUCUGUUAAGUAGAAGUGAAGAUAGUAGUGAAUUAUUAGUAGUUGAAGAUUGUUUGCUAAGAACAUUGGAUAUUUGCUGGCUGUAUACAAAGUUAAAAGUAAAACUGGACCGGUAGCCAGUGUUACGGGGGGGAGUAUGUUGCCGCCAGAAAUCCAUAAGCUGCAUUGCGACUGACCAUUUAUUUUCAAUGGGCAUAUAUGGGUAGCAACUAUGGGUAAUGCCUAUGGAUGAUAGCGUUUGUCAGGUCAUUGUUUCUGGAAAAGAUAGAAACCACCAUCACGCAUGAAUGCGUAAUCAUUAUUUCAUCAGCUAUUCUACUAGUUGUUAAACCUAGGCUAUAAGUAUUAAUUCAAUUACUAAGUGAAAUGUGCUUAAAGUAAGUUGUUUCUUAAUCUAAUUGCAAAUUGCAUACACAUCUAACUUAUAAAUUACACAGAUGCUAGGAAGUAGCACGAGCAGUGAGGCUAAGGGCGAACGUAAUACUAAAAUAGCCCGAAACUGAAAAAUGUGAGUAUUUUUAUAAGAAACCUAAUGUGAACUAAUUUAAAUAUAUUACAGCUUUAAGCUGCUUCGCA
Messenger RNA from Armigeres subalbatus, 2947 nucleotides. RefSeq lists its product as uncharacterized. The transcript is spliced from 3 exons. The record is from RefSeq and is a predicted model, not a curated record. The coding region runs from base 376 to 2271 and encodes 631 amino acids. NCBI's taxonomy places the organism in Eukaryota, Metazoa, Arthropoda, Insecta, Diptera, Culicidae.